CACCAGCUGUGUAUCUAGACACCAACAUACUCUUCCCUCCAGGCAUACCGUCAACGCCGUGUUUAUGUCACGCGAUGCUCUUUGCCCAUGUCCUGUCCAACGCACAACCACCAUCAUCGCCUGCGCACUGACAACAACAAUGACGCUGCCGCUAACCAAAGCGUUCGCAUACGCCGCCACACACCACACGAACCAGUCGCCAAUCGUUGCCCCAUCCAUUCCCCAAGUGCUGACUCAGUGACGCGUGCAAACCAGCAUUGCGCCCGCCCGCUGUCAAACAAUGCCCUUGUUUAUGGCUCCGUCAUCAGAAUCACUGCUACAAAAAGACUGCGUAUAUUUGCAUAUUAAGCAUCCGAAUACUAUACACUUUCACACUACGCAUGUA
This is a messenger RNA of Bipolaris sorokiniana ND90Pr, 385 nucleotides long. RefSeq lists its product as uncharacterized. The transcript has a single exon. The record is from RefSeq and is a predicted model, not a curated record. Bases 88 to 348 code for a protein of 86 amino acids. NCBI's taxonomy places the organism in Eukaryota, Fungi, Ascomycota, Dothideomycetes, Pleosporales, Pleosporaceae.